Molecule: messenger RNA, 2022 nt
Organism: Callithrix jacchus (white-tufted-ear marmoset)
Lineage: Eukaryota; Metazoa; Chordata; Mammalia; Primates; Cebidae
Source: RefSeq, a predicted model, not a curated record
GGCUGACAGUACCUGGUGGCAUAGGGCAGACACGCCUGCAGACAUUCUCUGGGAAAGGGCAGCAGCAGCCAGGUGUGGCAGUGACAGGGAGAGUCUCUGUCACCAGGCUGGAGUAUAGUGGCACCAUCUCGGCUCACUGCAACCUUCACCUCCUCAGUUCAAGCAAUUGUCCUGCCUCAGCCUUCCCAGUUGCCGGGACUACAGAGGUGCACCACCACACUCAGCUAAUUUUUGUAUUUUUAGUAGAGACAGAGUUUCACCAUGUUGGUCAGGAUGGUCUCGAUCUCUUGACCUCGUGAUCUUCCCACCUUGGCCUCCCAAAGUGCUGGGAUUACGGGCGUGAGCCACUGCACCCAGCCUUUUUUCUUUUUUUUUUUUUGAGACAGAGUCUCAUUCUGUCACCCAGGCUGAAGUGCAGUGGCACGAUCUUGGCUCACUACAACUUCUGCCUCCUGGGUUCAAGUGAUUCUCCUGCCUCAGCCUCCCUAGUAGCUGGAACUACAGGCAUUGCCACCACAUCCAGGUGUGAAUGAGGCAGGAUGAACUGGACAGGUUUGUACACCUUACUCAGUGGCGUGAACCGGCAUUCUACUGCCAUUGGCCGAGUAUGGCUCUCCGUCAUCUUCAUCUUCAGAAUCAUGGUGCUGGUGGUGGCUGCAGAGAGUGUGUGGGGUGAUGAGAAGUCUUCCUUCAUCUGCAACACCCUCCAGCCUGGCUGCAACAGUGUCUGCUAUGACCAGUUCUUCCCCAUCUCCCAUGUGCGGCUGUGGUCCCUGCAGCUGAUCCUAGUUUCUACCCCAGCUCUCCUCGUGGCCAUGCACGUGGCUCACCAGCAACACAUAGAGAAGAAAAUGCUGCGGCUUGAGGGCCAUGGGGACCCCCUACACCUGGAAGAGGUGAAGAGGCACAAGGUCCACAUCUCAGGGACACUGUGGUGGACCUAUGUCAUCAGCGUGGUGUUCCGGCUGCUGUUCGAGGCUGUCUUCAUGUAUGUCUUUUAUCUGCUCUACCCUGGCUAUGCCAUGGUGCGGCUGGUCAAGUGUGACGUCUACCCAUGCCCCAACACAGUGGACUGCUUUGUGUCCCGCCCCACGGAGAAAACCGUCUUCACCGUCUUCAUGCUAGCCGCCUCCGGCAUCUGCAUCAUCCUCAAUGUGGCCGAGGUGGUGUACCUCAUCAUCCGGGCCUGUGCCCGCCGAGCCCAGCGCCGCUCCAAUCCGCCCUCCCGCAAGGGCUCGGGCUUUGGCCACCGCCUCUCACCUGAAUACAAGCAGAAUGAGAUCAACAAGCUGCUGAGCGAGCAGGAUGGUUCCCUGAAAGACAUACUGCGGCGCAGCCCUGGCACCGGGGCCGGGCUGGCUGAGAAGAGUGACCGCUGCUCGGCCUGCUGAUGCCACAUACCAGGCAACCUCCCAUCCUGCCCCCGCCCCUGCCCUGAGUGCGCCCCUCCUUCUCCCCUGCCGGUGCACAGGCCUCUGCCUGCUGGGGAUUACUCGAUCAAAACCUUCCUUCCCUGGCUACUUCCCUCCCUCCCAGAGCCUUUCAUUUGAGGAGCUGGAGGGCUGGGGAGUUGGAGGCCACCUAUGCCAGUGCUCAAGGUUACUGGGGGUGUGGGCUGCCCUUGUUGCCUGCACCCUUCCCUCUCCCUCUCCCUGGGAUCACUGGGGACAAGAGACAGGAUGCUCCAACAGCGUCUGCAAUUAUGAAACUAAUCUUAACCCUGUGCUGUCAGAUACCCUUUUCUGGAGUCACAUCAGUGGGGAGGGAUGUGGGCAAGCAGAGUGGAGGGCGGGGGUGCUGUGGACGUGUGGGUGGAGAAAGGAGGGUGGUGAGCACUAGUAAAUGAGGAAUAGUGCUUGCUGGCCACAAGGAAAAGGAGGAGGUGUCUGGAGUGAGGGAGUCAAGGAGGGAGAAGCAGGCAGAUAAGUUGGAGUGGGGGUUGCUCAGGGCCGCCUCUGCCUCUAGUCCCCAAGGCCUCUCUCUGCCUAAAAUGUUACACAUUAAACAGGAUUUUACAGUAAA